AUGGAACGCGGCGACCUCGAGCGCUGUCCAUCAACAGGAAACGCUAUGCAGCUUGAAUCUCAGCCAACACCAGAGGCACCGGUGCCAUCGCAAGAUCCCCAAAACGAUAAUCGAAACGAUGCUCAAGGCGCCGCUACUCCCAUGGCCAUGCAAGGCCUGCCUCCUCAAUUCCCUUCGCAUUUUGCCGAGAUAGUCUUCAUUGUCCUGUGUACAAUGGGCCAACUCCUAUUUGCCAUUUGUUUGGCAAACAUGUUUGUUGUGCAAAUAACACUGGUUGAGACACUACAGAUCAGCUCAUUGGCAGAUCUCUGGGAUCCCAAAUGGCUGAUGGUUGGUUCUUUCGUCUGGUUGACCAUCUGGAAUAUCGUUGGGUCUUUUUCUAUCCACCCAGGCAGGGCUGUACUAUUUUUCGUUGUGCGCGCUAUGAUCGGCAUUGCUAUUGGAGUUCUCUGUUCCACGGCGAUGAGCUUACUAGGUCGGAUCUAUCGGCCUGGGCUUCGAAAAAACCGAGUAUUCUCGGCGAUGGGAGCAAUGAUACCCCUUGGGUUUGGUAUCGGUGCGCUUCAAGGAGGUGCUUUUAAUGCACAUUUGCAGUGGAUCUUUGGUUCAACUGCAAUUCUAUCUGCCAUGUGCACAAUUGCAGCUCUAUGGUGUAUACCUUCUCUACAAAAGAGCCGAGAUCCCAAGCAGAGUGAAACGUCAUUUAAAGACUUCGACAUAUACGGAUCGAUUGUGCUUGUAGCGGGCUGCGGGCUUCUCAUAUUCGGUUUAACGCAAGGUGUUCCCUCUCAAUGGGCACCAUAUAGCUACGCGACGAUAAUCGUCGGCUUUCUCCUUCUGGUCGCCUUUUCCUUCGUCGAGAAUCAUGUCCGAAGGCCUCUGAUUGACAACCGUCUGUGGACUACCAAAGGGUUUGUUCCACUCAUGCUCAGUUAUUUCCUCGGAUAUGGUGCGUUUACGGGAGCCUGGUUGUUGUAUGCUGUACGUUUCCUCCUGACGGAACAGCACAAACAACCCAUUAUCGCAGCUUGCUGCUUGAUUCCGAUGACUGUCUCGGGCGUGGUCGCCAGCUGGGUCGUCUCUCGGACACUACAUAAAGUACCAGGACACUAUGUGUUGGUGGGUAGUAUGUUGGCAUUCGCAUGUGGACCCGCUUUUUUCUUACCGCAGACUCCCAACACGAUAUACUGGGCUUUUUCCUUCCCUUGUUUGCUGAUAGCCACCUUCGGGCCGGACAUGUCUUUCGCCGCUAUCUCCGUGUUCAUCACCUCUCGCGUCCCGAAUACUUUUCAAGGAGCCGCGGGUGGCCUGUUGAUUGCAGCUCAGAGCAUCUCCUCGGCUGUUUUCGCGGCCGUGGGAGACUCGAUAGGAGAGAAAGUGUCUAGCGGGGAGGGAUACAAUCUGGAUCUUCAUGCCAUGCGUUCGAUAUGGUGGUUCAGUCUUGCUUGCAGCAUUGUUGGCGGGAUGAUUUGUGCAAUCUUCGUGCGCAUUCCGAAAGAGGACGAAAAAGAGCAUUUACAUUAA
Aspergillus affinis is the source of this 1524-nucleotide messenger RNA. RefSeq names its product MFS general substrate transporter. NCBI's taxonomy places the organism in Eukaryota, Fungi, Ascomycota, Eurotiomycetes, Eurotiales, Aspergillaceae. The coding region runs from base 1 to 1524 and encodes 507 amino acids. Gene Ontology annotation, cellular component: membrane. Gene Ontology annotation, biological process: transmembrane transport. Gene Ontology annotation, molecular function: transmembrane transporter activity. The record is from RefSeq and is a predicted model, not a curated record. The transcript is spliced from 2 exons.